GAUUUUUAAAGUUAGAGAGAGAGAUCCCGUUCUUAGAACUAACUAAUCCUUUGCUACAUUGUAACCAAGUUUUUCGAGGGUUUGAGCCUACCACAACAACGCUAGUUCUCUCCUUCAUUGCUCUACUCUGAGCCCACGACUUCAAUCUCCGGCCCACUUGAGCCCAUUAGGAGUAUGGGAGACGCUCCAGAAAAGGGCCGUCACUUCAAUAAUCCGGAUCCGCCAACUCGAUCCAACAAAAAUUGAAUUUAUUUUCUUCCUCGAGGCGGGAAAUUCCACGCUCUGUAAUUAAUUCCGUGCGGCCAAAACGCAAACAGUUGGCGUGCAGCAAAGAGAUCUACAGAGAAAAUGUCGAAAUUCGAGUACCCGAGGCUCCCUCGCCAAGAGCUCAUCACCGUGCUGGCCGAAUCCCAAAUCGCCGUCGUGUCGGAGGCCGACCUCCUCCGUCCCGAUCCGGACCAAAUAUGCAACCUCUACGCGCACAUCUUGUUCCACAUAGAUAUCUUCCAGGAGGACCAGGGGCAGAUUGAGUUUGGGGCGUUGGAGCAGCUCGAGAACCCGGAUCAUCACACCCACUCGGUUCCGAUCAUUAAUUUGUACAACAAGGUCAGGCAGCUUGUGGCCGCCGUCAAUUGUCCCAAAUCCUUUACUCCCAAGGAUUUGAUAAAGCCGGAGCCUGAUCGCACGGAGCUUUUCCUCAGCGCACUUCUCAAUUUUCACCUCCACAGGUGCAUUUAUGAUGUGGGNACGAAAUUAGACCUGUUGAAACCAUAUGGGGAUGAUUUAGAUCUUUUUGAGAGGCGGCAAGAAGAGGCUCAAAACAGAAUUCAAGAGUUGAGUGCGGAGAUAGCGGAUUUUGAAGAGUUGCGAGAGAAGGAAUUGCCGAUUGUUCAGGAAGUAAGUUCUAAAGUCAAGGAACUGCAUCAGAGAGUUUCAGAACUCAACAAGUACCAAAUGAAACUCAAAACUGAAAUUAAACAAGAGAAGGAGAAAAUCAAAGAAUUGGAUGAGAAGAUUUCUAAUGCAGAAUUCGCACUAGUACAAACUGCCCAAGAAAGUGCUAGUUUACGUUCUAAAAUUGUCCAGUCGCCAGACAAGCUUCAGAGGGCUUUGGAGGAGAAAAAGUUGGUCCAAAUUGAAACAAAAGAUGCCGAGAGAGCUGCAGUACAGUCCUUUCAGGAGAAGACUGCCACCCUGGAGGCCUAUGCUAAGGCUUGCAAGAAAAUGUCAAAGCACUUAUCUCAGAUGCAAACCCUUCAAGAGCAGGUAAAUUCUGCUAAGACAGUUGAUAAAGAUGUGAAGAUCCUCAAAAACAAGCUUAGUGACGAAGGAGUCCUAAUUAAGUCGCUUGAAGCAAAACUCGUGGAGCUGCAAUCUAAAGCUGACCAGUUAAAGGAGUACAAAAAACAGCUGGAGAAGGAGAGAACCCAAACCCAUGCAGAGGCAGACAGAGAAUUGAAAAUUGUGAAAUUGGAAGUGGAUUCAAAGAGAAAUUCGUUGCAACUGAGGCAAAGAGAGGUGGAAUUGAUUGUUAGCGAGGGGGAUGUUUUAACUUCGAGGAGGAAAACUGUGAAGGAGGAAGCAGAAGCUAGAAUGCUAGAAUUGGACCGUAAAUCUGAAGAAAUUGUUGCAGAGUUUGAGAACUACUCAAAACUGAUAAGCAACUUGUUGGCGGGAACUUGAGUGGACUGAGAAGUUGUUAGCUUUUCGUUAUGACAAUGCACUUCGGAAUUGUUUUAUGUAUUAUUUAGUGUAAUGUGGUGUAUCUAAAUUAUUUUUCAUGUUCUUAAUGUGUUGUUAAACUGGCCAGUUGAUAAAUUUUUCCCUAGAUGCAAAAUUAAUGGUCCUCCAGUCAAAGGUGAAUCCUUUUACUUUCUUCCCUUUGGUUAUGUGUCUUUCAGCAAAACUGGCUCCCCUGCUGCCUAUAUUUAGCUAUUGCGUGCGAUCGCAAUUAUGCUGGGUUUUGGCACCGACACUUUUGAUUUUUGUGCAGUGUGUGUAUAAAUAUGCAUGUGUUCCGUUGUCUUUAAUAUAUUUUGUGGAAGAACAAAGUAAAUAGCCAUGUAAAUUAGUUUUACACCACGCACAUAGACGAGAUGCGGG
Messenger RNA from Striga asiatica, 2103 nucleotides. The record is from the annotation of a GenBank genome assembly. Lineage: Eukaryota; Viridiplantae; Streptophyta; Magnoliopsida; Lamiales; Orobanchaceae.